Priapulus caudatus is the source of this 744-nucleotide messenger RNA. RefSeq lists its product as uncharacterized. The transcript has a single exon. Lineage: Eukaryota; Metazoa; Priapulida; Priapulimorpha; Priapulimorphida; Priapulidae. Gene Ontology annotation, biological process: DNA integration. Bases 1 to 744 code for a protein of 247 amino acids. The record is from RefSeq and is a predicted model, not a curated record. Gene Ontology annotation, molecular function: nucleic acid binding.
AUGGAGGAGGAACGGAAGCAAUGGAAAGGAUCAUCGUUCCUCGUGCUUGUUGCCUACUAUUCGCGCUAUGUUGAGCUGGCGAAGCUCUUCUCCACCUCAUCCGCAGCUACAAUCAAGUCGAUAAAGUCCAUAUUCGCACUUCAAGGUAUAGCCGAAACCGUAUUCUCAGAUAACGGACCGCAGUAUGCAUCGCAAGAAUUUCAGCAAUUCGCGAAGCACUAUGACUUUGCGCAUUUUACUAGCAGUCCGCGUUAUCCCCAAUCGAAUGGGGCCGCAGAGAGGGCGGUACAGACUGUCAAACAGAUGUUGGAGAAAGCUGAUGACGAUCCGUAUCGUGCCUUACUUGCAUACCGUGCUACCCCGCUGGAGAAUGGAUACUCACCGGCUGAGUUACUCUUUGGCAGGAGGAUACGCACAACCGUGCCGAUCAUACCGGAGAAACUGGAAUCGCAGCUUCCCGACUCUGCUAAGCUACGCACGAGGGAGCAAGAUCAGAGGAACCAUCAGAAACAGAACUACAAUGCUCGCCAUCGUGCAGUAGAACGCGACGUCUUGUGGCCAGGAGAUGAGGCGUAUGUGAGUAGAGAGAACACACCUGGAACUGUUGUUCGUGUCGCCGAGACACCGCUGUCAUAUAUCGUCGAGACCCCUACAGGGGAGAUCAGGAGAAACCGUCGUCAACUAGCAUCGCGACCCGAGAGUGUGGACAGUCCCAGCAGCGAAGACCACGACACCCACCCGUGA